AGAUCCAGUAGCUAUGAUUGCUAAAUCGCGAUGUUUUGGGAAAUUGUCUCAGAAGAUCUGAUUAAUUCUCUGAUGGUGUCGAAUUUGAUAUUUUCUCUGACGCAAUGUGUUACAGUACUUUUUAAAAAACGUGUUUGAUACUUUGCACACGAAAGUAUCUAUUACAUUGGAACAUAGUUAUUUAUCAGGAAAAGGUUUUGGACCGCGGAAUGUCACAAUUACGUGCGUCUAGUGCUGAAGGUAAAUACCAUUUUACUGUUCCAGACAUUCUUAUAAUCUCACUUUUGGUUUAUGAUUCCUUCAGUAAAUAAACUUUGAAUUCGAAGCAUUUGAAUUAGUUUUCAUGUUUACCAACCAAAGAUUACUUCUGCAUCAUUAUUUAAACACCUUCAUUCUUCAACCAGCAAUUUUAUUUUGUAAAUGACUGUUAGCGUCUUGCUGUGCUAUGGAUGACUUUUCAAAAACUGUUUGUUGGCAUUAUAAUACGUGAUACUAGUGUGAGUGAUUGUGCAAUGAUAUUAUUAGUUCCUAGUCCCAAUUAUAAGCUGGUUGCUUUUUAGAAAACCUUCUCUGAAGACUCGAACAAUGUUCGACAAGUUUAACAUUUUUUGACGUCAGAAGAUUUUUUUCAUAGAGUACUUGUGUUGCGAACGAAGUUAUUUUUGUUUAUUUAUUUAUCCAUUUUCAAGUACUUAAAACUAGUAAGGAAGACUAGUGAGAAGGAAUUACUCCGUGGAAGCAGAGUACUUGUGAAGUUUAAAGAAAAAUCAUGAGAAAUAUAUAUGAUCUAUUUUAUAUGUGAGCAAGGAACGACAUUAAUGAAGUAACUAUGCAUAUAAAUGAAGGAUCAAAAUUGAUGGCGCUGUCUGUUCAGUUGCAAAUAUCAAACAUCAAACAACUUUUUAUGUAAAAUAAAGUAGUAUUUAUUUAUCAAUUCUUAUCGUUUUACGUACCUUUGUGAUUUUGAAGAAAUCUAUAUUGUUUGGAGAAAAAUCAUCUGAAGUAAUGGAUUUGCUUUUGUUUUGUUGUUGUGGAGUUACAGGUGCAAAAUGCUUUCCACUGAGAUUGGAACAAAAUUAAUACAGCUAAGGUUAUUAGUUGAUCAUAAGAUUGUGCUGUUUUUAUUUUAAAAUGUGUAUAUGCAUCUUCAUGUUUUGAUCAACACAAUAGAUGAAGAACAAAGGUGUGUGCUUAUACGCUGAAUAAACUCUUGUUUGAGUUGAUCUUUUUAAGUCCAAUUUACCCUUAAGAACGUUUUACGGAAGCUACGAUGUGCAAGUAUUUGAACAAAAAAUCACAGAUAAAUAAGACGAAAAUUAAUUCACAAAAUUUGAAAUUAUCAAAGCUUUAUCAAUCUGAAGUAACAGAACUUUUUUUUUUUUGUUAACGAAAGCUAAGAUAACUCACUUUUUCACUAUCGACAAAAAUCUUACGUAUCAGAUUUAGAAUUCUAAAAUAGACAUGAAGAACAAACUUGAGACGUUUCAGACAGUUCAUACUGCAGCGUGCACUUUUUGGCUUGCGUCCAGUGAACGAAAUACAGUCACUAUACUCGCACACGGCUGGGAAAAUAGAGCGAUUUUAAAAUAUUUCAAAACAAGAACAUCAGCUACGCUCUUUGGAAAUCAUCAUCGAAAUUCUGUUGUCUUUAUCGACACGCAUAAAAACUGUACGUCGCUUUAUUCUGAAGAGAGAAAAUGAUAGAAUUGGAAACUUAUCCUCUAAUCAUGGAAAAAGCAAACGAGAAAUCACCUCUAAAGAGCGUUUCGCUCCAAAAAAAUCUGAACCUAUUCAGUGGUUCCAUGUUCACCAUAGGCAGCAUGAUUGGAACAGGGAUUUUCAUCUCUCCUAAGGGUGUGCUGUUAGAAGCUGGAUCUCUGGCCAUGUCUCUCAUCGUGUGGUGUGCAGCGGGUGUGACUUGCAUGUUGGGCGCAUUUUGCUACAUGGAACUUGGAACCACUUUUCCCGAAUCGGGAUCAGACUACACCUACUUGCGGAUCUGUUUUGGAGACUUCCUUUCCUUUCUGUACCUGUGGGUGAGGAUGGUGCUUUCUUCGCCGAUUUCAGGAGCAGUGCAGUCUCUGGUAUUCGCCAAUCACAUUUUGGAGCCUUUUUUCCCUUGCCACUCUAUACCACCGAACGCUUUGCGUCUGACUGCUGCGCUGGUUUUAUGUCUUUUAACGUACGUCAACUGCAGAAAUGUUGACUGGGUGACAAAAGUUCAAAAUGUCUUUACUUUCGCUAAAGUUUCUGCUUUAAUUGUGGUUAUUUCAACAGGGAUGUUCUUCUUAAUACGUGGAUACAAUGACAAUUUUAAGGACCCUUUCGAGGGAACUACAACAGAACCUGGACGCAUUGCUCUGUCGUUUUAUUCAGCUCUUUUUGCGUACACUGGAUGGAAUUUUUUAAAUUGUGUAACUGAAGAACUGCAUGAUGCAAAUAGGAAUUUGCCCAGAGCAAUUCUUCUAUCUCUCUCUUCCGUGAUGGUCAUCUACAUUUUAACGAACGUUGCGUAUUUCGCUGUCCUAACUCCAGAUGAAAUCAUAGCCUCCAACGCUUUGACAGUGGUAUUUGGAGAUAAAAUACUGGGAAUUUUGUCUUGGAUCAUGCCACUUUUGGUAGCAGUUUUUUCAUUUGGUAGUGUUAACGUUCACAUAUUCUCAUCUGCAAGGUUACUUUUUGUGGGAGCUCGUGAAGGCCAUUUGCCGAAGGUGCUUUCCUUCAUCAACAUACACUACCUCACACCAGUGCCAAGUCUCAUCGCUCUUUGCCUUAUGACCAUGGUGCACCUUUCAACGACACAAAUAUACGUUCUGAUCAAUUAUUUAUCUUUCGUGGAUUCCUGUUUCUCAUUCCUGGUUGUCGGAGGUUUGGUUCGACUCCGGUACAGUCAACCAGAUAUCAAGAGACCCAUUAAGGUGAAUAUUCUGUUUCCAGUGCUGUACAUGCUGGUAUGUCUUUUCCUCAUAGUGUUACCCCUCUACAGGGAGCCAUUGCGGAUGAGCAUCGGUGUCCUCAUGAUGUUGACCGGCGUUCCAAUCUAUUUUGCAGCCACCGCUUGGCAGGACAAACCUCUCAUCUACAAGCAAAUCAGUGAAAAAAUUACUGAAUGGUUACAAAAACUACUGUUAAGUAUUUCGGAGGAAAGAAAUGAUUCCAAUUCACCAGUCUCACAAAUAAAUGAGAACUCGUCAGCUAAAGCUCAAGUUGUUGGGGAAAAGGAAAACAAAUCCCAGACAACAGUUCUCCCUCCUAAAUAGGAUGGAUUUGUUGGAAGUUCUAGAAGGUAUAAACAGUAGCUUUUCUGAAUGCAUUAUGGAGCUAAAAACGUAAAUGGCAUUAGUAUGGAAACACAUGAUGCGAAAAAGUUGAAUUCAUGGAGGGAGAGAAGUAAAACAUAUGAACUGCAUUAAAAAAAAAAAAA
Molecule: messenger RNA, 3424 nt
Organism: Uloborus diversus
Lineage: Eukaryota; Metazoa; Arthropoda; Arachnida; Araneae; Uloboridae
Product: Y+L amino acid transporter 2-like
Exons: 10
Coding region: 1698-3260 (520 amino acids)
Biological process (GO): amino acid transmembrane transport
Cellular component (GO): membrane
Molecular function (GO): L-amino acid transmembrane transporter activity
Source: RefSeq, a predicted model, not a curated record